Molecule: messenger RNA, 1233 nt
Organism: Cetraspora pellucida
Lineage: Eukaryota; Fungi; Glomeromycota; Glomeromycetes; Diversisporales; Gigasporaceae
Source: the annotation of a GenBank genome assembly
AUGGCUCUUUUUUUUAGAGAUCAUAGUUGUUCGGUGGCUGUUAUCCUUAUCACACUUGUUCAAAUAUUUUAUAUAACAUAUACAUAUACAUUUGUUGACUUUAUACCUACUACUGACGAGUCUGUUAUUUUAAAAGAAAUAAGACCUUUACGUCCUGUUGUUUUAAAACAUCGUCCUAAUGAUGGUUACAUUGUUAACCUUACCCUCAUUAACAAAUAUUGUGAACCAGAAUUAUAUGAUGUUGAUUAUUUUGAUACUUUCAAUAUUCAAGAUUGUUUAAAUUUUCUUGACGAACAAGAAGAUGAUUAUUUAAUAGAGAAUCCAAACUCAAAAAUUACUUGUUCUCCAGACAGCGUACCAAUGUUAUUUCAUGUUUAUUGGAGAGGAAAAAUAAAUGAUAAAAUCGCUUUGAUGAUAAAAUCUUUCUUAUAUACACAACCCUUAGAUUGUUCUCUUUUAAACGUUUGGUUAGACCAAAAUCAAGAAAUUGACUUUACCCAAAAUUCUCAUAUACAACCUUUACUCAAAUUCUCCCCAAAUAACUUUCGUUUGAGAAGGUGGAAUCUUACUGAACAACUUAGUUAUGAUUCAAUAUACGAUGGUUGGGAAGAAAAGAUUAACCCAAAAAUUCCGACCGUUGGUUACAGUGACCUUGUCCGGUUUGUAUUAUUAUAUAGAUAUGGUGGAAUGUAUGUUGAUGCUGAUGUUCUCUUCCUACGUGAUAUGAGACCUGUUUAUCACCUUGAUCAAGAAUUUGCUUAUCGUUGGAGUUUUUGGCUUAAUUACAAUACUGCCAUUCUACGUCUUAAUGCAAAAAGUGAGACCGUACGUACCGUCAUCGAAAGUGCUAUGCAACACAAUAUGAAUUUCCAUCCAUUCCAGAUAAAGUAUUAUCUCGUCAAAAAGCGAAUUGUUGUCAAGCAGGACUUGGACAAAUAUCUUUACAUGAUGCCAACAACUGUAUUUGAUCCAUUAUGGUUAAAAGUUGAUUUAUCAUUAUCAAAACAAGUCACAAAACCUAAUAUAAAUUAUUUCCACGAUACUUAUAAAUCAAAUGUGAAAGAAUUUUUCAGAGGUGCAUUCACUUAUCAUUGGCAUAAUCAAUGGGAUAGUUCGAUCCCUUAUCAUUCUUGGUUCGGAAUACUACAAAAAGCAUACGAUGAAUUUAUAGAUGGUCAAUCUCCAAAUAUGUAUAAUGAAUAUAUAAAUGAAUUUCAUGAAGAUAUAUUUUAG